AACGACCCAUGAAAGUAACAGUGCCUUCUCCACCUUCUGCUCAACACUUAGUCUCAUACUCCUUGCCCUGGAGAACGGUGCACGCGAUUCUUUCAGUGUCCUUCGGUGUCGUCGUACAGGUACAAGGUCGCGAGUGCACCGGAAACGUGUGCACGGGGAAUCGAGAAGUCGUGUCUAUGCAAGCAUAGUGCGCGAUGUGCUCGACCUGACGAAUUUCCAACGAAGACAAUCGACAACCGGGGAUCGAUAAUCAAACAACGAAAAUGGAUUGGGAGAACCGAACAGUGUCGCUGUUACUUUGCUUAAGCAUUCUGCUUGCGACGAUUCACAACGGUAACGCCGAACGCAAGAUCGUAUGCUAUUAUACAAACUGGUCGAUCUAUCGACCAGGCACUGCCAAGUUCUCGCCGCAAAACAUCAAUCCGUAUUUAUGCACCCAUCUAAUCUACGCUUUCGGUGGUUUCACCAAGGACAAUGCCUUGAAGCCUUUCGACAAAUACCAAGACAUCGAGAAAGGUGGAUACGCCAAGUUCACUGGCUUAAAAACAUACAACAAGAACUUGAAAACCCUGUUGGCUAUCGGAGGUUGGAACGAAGGCUCCAGUAGGUUUUCUCCGAUGGUUGCCGACCCUGACAGAAGACGAGAAUUCGUCAAGAAUGCCAUAAAAUUCCUUCGAAAGAAUCACUUUGACGGUCUCGAUCUCGACUGGGAAUAUCCAGCUUUUAGGGACGGUGGAAAGCCUCGGGACAAAGACAACUAUGCCAGCUUGGUGCAGGAACUGAGAGAGGAGUUUGAGAGGGAGUCUUCAAAGACCGGAAGACCGAGACUUUUACUAACGUUGGCGAUGCCAGCUGGUAUCGAGUACAUCGACAAAGGCUACGAUAUUCCUAGAUUAAACGAAUACUUGGAUUUCAUCAAUCUUUUAUCGUAUGACUACCACUCGUCUUACGAACCAGCCGUCGAUCAUCACUCUCCUUUGUAUCCUCUGGAAGAGGACAACGAAUACAAUUACGACACCGAGUUAACGAUCGAUUACACUGUGAACUAUCUGCUGAAAAAGGGUGCCUCUCCGGCCAAGAUAAUCCUAGGAAUUCCAACGUACGGCCGAUCCUACACGCUUUUCAACGAGGAUGCCACUGAUCUGGGUUCACCGGCCGAUGGUCCAGGAGUCGAAGGCGACGCGACCCGCGAGAAAGGCUACCUCGCUUACUACGAAAUUUGCGAGAGCUUAGCGCAAUCGGACGAGUGGCAGGUGGUUCAGCCGAAUGCAAAAGCUAUGGGUCCUUAUGCGUACAAGGGAGACCAAUGGGUAGGUUACGACGACGAAGAUAUAGUCAAGUUAAAAGCCAAAUACGCGAACGAGAAGAACUUGGGGGGAAUUAUGUUUUGGACGAUCGACAACGACGAUUUCCGAGGCAAAUGUCACGAUCGUCCGUAUCCUCUGAUCGAAGCGGCUAAAGAGAUGCUCUUGACAGACAGCUCGAAUACCGUUCAGAAAUCAAAGACAGUGGACAAUCGUAAGAAACCCAGAGCUCAAGGUGUUCAGAGCAAUACCGUAAGAAGAAAAGGUGGUAGACGAAGUACCACGACUGCAGCGCCUGCCCCGAAGAUCCGAGCGUCCUCCUCGAGACCAAAGUAUCGGACGUUUUCGCGUCCUAAAAUCAGCGAAGAGGAAGAGGAGGAUCAACGAGUCGACAGACGAUCGUACGACCCAUCCUCCGACGAAGAAGAUAGCUCCGAGAGAGGAAACGCGGUUAAGACUGCGAACAAAAACGAAGGACCCAGCAACAAGAAUAAAAGGAGAUCAUCGAAAGAUCGAUCGAGUUCCAAUCGGAAUCGUAGAAAGCAAGCUCGCCGCAAAGAAGAAACCAACAGCAACUCGAACGAAAAAUCGUUGAGUAAUAAACUGACUACUCCGGAGCCGCCAACGACACCCGAUCCCGGGACAGAUUUCAAGUGCGAAGACGAAGGAUUCUUCCCGCAUCCCCGAGAUUGCAAGAAAUAUUUCUGGUGUUUGGAGAGCGGCCCAGGAGGUCUUGGCGUAGUAGCGCACCAGUUUACGUGUCCUUCUGGUUUGGUGUUUAACAAGGCAGCCGAUUCCUGCGAUUAUCCGCGUAACGUUGUAUGUCCCAAAUCGAAAACUUCUCAGUCGUCCGCGUCGACGACCAGAGCGCCGAUAACCGCUGCCACCAGCCGUACCACUUAUCUCUAUAGCACUACGCGUCGACCAUCCCCCGAAAAACCAGACACAGAGGAAGAGUACGAGUACUACGACGAGGACGACGACGAAGUCGAAGAGGAGGAUGAAGAAGAAGGAGAGGAAGAAGAACCUAAAACGACUACCACUCCGAAAGCGCUUUUGUAUAAAACGAUUACCAGAAACAAGCCUAGUACGACUACGACUACGAGUACGACAGAAGCGCCUUCGACCACCUCGAAGGUUGGGAAAAAUGAGCCUGAGAUUACCAAUAUUGAGGACGAAGAGGAUCCUAGGGUUAUCAAAGAGCUAAUAAUGCUGAUCAAGAAAGCAGGUGGUAUAGAGCAACUAGAAAAGCAGCUGUUACUUCAAGACAAGAAUGCUGACAACAGUGCGAAUUCUGGCAGCGUAAACGCUACUCCUGCUACGAUAAGUCGCACUUUGUACGAACGUGUACUGAAUCGACAAGCUGGUAAAGUUACAAAUAGGCAACGCACUUCUACGAAUACAAAUUACGCGAAUGGGCCAGGAAGUGCGCAAUUCGAGGGACUGGAUGAGGUUCCGGAAGUAAAGAGUUUGAGGCGCUCGCAAAAACCGCAAUACGUGACCAUCGAGAGACCAAAGCCGUCUACGAAGGAACCGCCGAUCGAAGACGAGCAACUCGACGAAGAAGAAGAUCUCGAUGAAGAUAACACGGAUGUAGCUUCAUCCGAGGAACAGACUAUUAGCAAUCCUUUCUUAGCUAGCUCGACGCAGAGAGCGACGCCUAAUUAUAUCAACAUCAGACGCGCUCGACCUUCCACCUCAAGAUACGAGAACGACGUUGAGGAGAAAAAUAAGAACACGGAAGAAGAGGCACCUAUUCCCACCCGACGCCGGCGUCCCAGCGUGUUUCCCAAAAAUACCGAGACGAGUUCUUCUGAAAAUACCAGAGAUCAGGAAUCUCGUUCAUCCGCAAACGAAGAAAGUCCACAGACAACUAAAUCCAGAUAUGUUAGCGUUCAAAGAUUCAGAAGCACGACUUCACAUCCUACGGAGGUUGUUACGCAAGUGGCAUCCACUAGCCAAGAACCAAUUACGGAAUCGAUCUCGAGCGAAGCGACCGAAAUCGAUCAAAAGGUGGAUACCACCACCGCGACGAGUCCAGUGAUCAACAUUUUACCUUUGAUUGGCCUAUCUUCGACACCGAACGAUAUCCUUGUCGACUCGGAAACGGAAAAGCCGAUUCCGACAACGACUCCAGAGGCUAGCUCGACUACCACCGAAUCUGUGAAACUCGUCGAGGAUUCGGCUACGGAAAUCCUCCUAACUACGGCACCAGCGAACUUAUCUACGUUGUCGGUUCCAAAUACAAGGAUCAACACCGCAUCGGUAUCUCAGCCAAGGCCUUUUAGCUUUAACCGAAGAAAUAGACCUACGACCGAGCCUACCACCACUCCGUUGUCACCGUCCAACGAUCAGACGAGGUCCAAGGUCGCCAGCUCGGAAGUCAAUAGACUACCAACCCUCAAGGAACUAAUUGGUUAUCAAACGAACGAAUACGCCAGCAGUCCGUCACCCAUAUUCUUGAGCUUGUUUCCUCUUAGAGCGAAGGACGAAGAGAUUUUAUCGCAUGAAAAAGACACGAACCGCAUUCUCGAGGGAACAACUGUUCGGAAUGAUACAAUUUUCAAUGCAGAACCAACAACUUUAAUGCCGAAUAAGCAUGAUCAAAACGAAGAGACAGGUUACGCGAUACAAAAUGAUUUAGAUUUAUCCGUGGAUAGUAUAGACACGUAUUACGUCGAGGAUAAUAUCGCGAUCGACGAAAACGAUAUUUCAUCGACUAACAAAAAGAGGAUCGAUCGACAAGAUUGGUCAACGACUGUCACCCUAAAACCUACCACUAUGCGUGGUAUUCCUUUAGUUGAUUUAUUGCAAAGCCAAGUCCCCCGUGGUUUUUAUGUUACUAGAAGCGAAACGGAACAUCCGAUACCAGAGCAAUUAAAGAACGACGAAUCAACCACCGAGUGGACAACAUUGUCGAUAGAAAGCAAAGAAAAUGUUUCUUCCAAGAUCGCUAACGAAAUCGAACAACCCAAUGCAGGUAGAACGAUUGUUACCGAUUUUAACCACAAUGAUAGCGAAGAAAAUUCUAAAUCUUCGACCCAAGUUAUUACAACUUUAAAGCCCGAUUUUUCCACAAUGAUUAACGAAGAUAAAGACAGAGACGAAAGUAUAGCACCAUCGACGAAUCGAGUGCAAACAGAAAAAGAUAUGGAUCUCUUUACGGAGAUACCAAGUUUGGAAACAAAUGCAGCACCUUCGAUUUCUAUACCCGUAAUUUCUCCGACCGAUUCACCUGUUACAUUUACUUCUCUAUCCCCUAAUGAACCCGAGUCUAUUGUUUCUACAACCAGUGAAUCCUUGACUAAUGACGACGCUACCCUGUCUAUUAAAAAUACUGACUUCACUUCAACCUCUGUAACCGAAGUACAAUCUAAUUUCACGACUAAAACAAACAUCUUAGAAUCCGUAACAGAAACAGGGUUACAUAUAGAAAAUGAAACGCAUGCUGCAAAUUUGCAAGAGAAUUAUUCGACAGAAAAAACAGACGAAAAAGUCAGUAGCAUUCAACAAACUGGCGAAGCUAGAAGAAACGUGGUGAAGGAUGGCGAAGAAUCGAAAUUGAGUUCAUCGUUGUCAAUCACGACGCGUCCUUCUACUCAAUCUGAAAGAUCGGCGAAUAAAUUUAAUCGCCGCCGACAAAGGAUCGAAUUUAAUCCUAAUCAAGAGUUUGGACGUAAAUCUCAAGACGGUAGGCAGAACCAUCGUUAUGUAAGCCCAUCGAACGAAGAUCAAAAGGAUUCGAUAAAAGAAACAAGGAGAACGCAACAUCCUCGUCGUAGAGUUAUUAGUUACAGAGGGCGGCACCGCAGACCUUUUGUUACUAGUACAGCUGUGAACGACUCGUUUGCCUCUGAUACAACCACUCGUACAACUAAUCGCACGGUCAACGGCGAUGAUAAACUGAAUGUAACGAAGAAAUCAGCUAAGGAGGAAUCCGAGCAAAUCGAAGCGAUAACUGGCUCCACGAAAAGAACGAAAGCGGAUAAUUCUGUAGAAAAUCGAAAUGAUGGAGAAAACGCGAACAAGGAAGAGACAAGCGUGGAAAAGAAGGUUGUGCCAAAGGCAAAUCUUACCGGAAAAGAAGCUAUCUCCAAAGAAGAACGUCUUCGGAUCGAGGAAAAUAUCGGUCGAUCCGAGUCUGAGGUGAAUUCCUCGAAGAGUACGGUAACAUCUCGUACACCAGGAAAUUUGCCAUCAACCAGGUUGAGGAAACCCACUACAUUCAAUUUGGCGACAUUGCAAAGCAAAACUUCCAACACAUUCGCGAAUCAUCGAAAAACUCAUUCAAACGACGGAAAGUCUCAAACUCUUGCUAACGAAAAACUCGAUGCCGUGGAUGAAAGAACAGAAACAGCGAAAUCUGAAAAAGAUAUCGAUCAAAGUAGUAGAGCACAAGAAUUCGCGGUGACUUUGGCAGAUCCACCGUCUCCACAAACAUCAGCUACGGGUCGACCACCGUUAAGGAACGGUCUGAGGCGCAAAAUAAGCACUACGGUUGCACCUAGAACGGACGCGACAACAAGCAGAGCUACCCUCAGAUUCACCCCGAGUCUCAGAGAUCGACAAAAGUCAAAGACGAAGGAUAAAACUCUACAAAAUGUAACGACAAGACCUAGGCGACCGCCUGUUAUCGACUACGAUUAUUACGAGGACGAGGAGGAAUCGGUGGUUGGAAAAUCUACUUUCAACGGAAAACUCUUCCUCACCAGCAAAGGAACCUUCCGAUGUCUGGAUCAAGGCAAUUUUCCACAUCCCGACUCUUGCAAAAAAUUUAUUACUUGCGCCAGAAUGGUGAACGGUCAGGUAAUCGGAGCUGAGUACACUUGUCCCGAUAAACUAUCCUUUGAUCCGGUCGGUGGUAUUUGCAAUUGGUCAGCCGGACUUGGCUGCAAAGAAUAAUUUUUCCUAAAUCAUUAAUUAAACAGUGUCUUAAAAGUCGCAUAGAUCAGACAUAAAGUAAUUUUUAAUUCAUAUUUAAACUAAAUCAUGACCAAUUCAUUAUACAACGAACAAGAAAGAUUCGGCUAAAUUUUUACAAACGCAUGUAGCCAUAUCUAACGGAAACGAAACGUGGUGAUAUUAUAGUUAAAAAUUUGUCUGUAAAUAUUAUAGUUAUUGUAUAUACAUAGAUCUAGUUUACUUUAUUGCAUGGCGUAUCGAUGAAAUAACUUAAGCGUUAGUACAUGUAGUACCGAGAAACUUAAUAAAGUGUAUCUUUGUAAAAUACAUGUACUUGUAAAACUCUUUGCACUCGAUCAAAAAAGUUGAAUCGGAAUUACAUAUAUAAUAAGUUUUACGUUUGGAAUAAAAGCAUUCAUUUUUAACCACACUGUUAGAAAUUUUUAUUUAAAUAGCCUUUGUUAUAUCGCCCACUUGAUAUGACGCAUAUUAGGAUACGUUAAAAAUAACUACCCAAUCUUGUCGCUUUAUUUUCGAUACAAAACUUGAACGGUCCUCUCUCACUCACUCACUCUCUCUCUCUCUCUCUCUCUCUCUCGUUCUCUUUCGCUCUCUCUUUCUCUCUUUAAAGACCAUUUUUUAUUUUCUCAUAGUUUGAUUUUACAAUGCUUUUUGUUAUUAAACUAGCUGAGGAAGAUGGAACUGAUAAAAGAAAAAUAGGUAGAAUAGUUGACAAGUGUAAUAUGCAAUACGAUACGAUUGUCCAACUGAUGUGUAGAUCGAAUUAAGAUUGUAAAAGUUACAUUAAAUGAUUUAAAAUUAUAAGAAUUAUAAUUAUGCAUAUAUGUGAUUAUUAAUGAGAAUGUAUACGUAUACAUAAUACGAUAUGAACGCAUCGAAAAAUUUGAUUUUCAAAACUAUUUCUUUCGGCUAUACAUACAUUGAACACAUAUGUACUUAUUACAGAUUCAUUAUGUUUCGAUAUCAAAAUGGAUGUUCAUAAUCUCAACCUUCUGUGUAUGUAUGUCGUGUGCGUGCGCGUGUGCAUGUGUGUCUGUGUAUUUAUAUAUAUAUAUGCCUCAGUAUAUACUGUUCAGUAGAUCUCCCCAGUUCUUUUUAUGUUGUUCAUUUCUAUAAAAAGCCCAAUAAUAAUUUUAUUUUUUAACAAAAAUAAAUGUAAGAGGAAUUAAAGUGAACUCGUAAAACGCGUUAAGAUACAUAUUAAAGAAGCACUAGUUCAAAGCAAAAAACGUCACAGUACUUUUUUCUCCUCUCAAAUAAGUAAUUGCAUUUCACACACGAGCGUCUUCCAUGACCUUAAAUAACAAUGAUUCGAUAAAAUGAUAUUUAGACUGCUGAUAUAAAUUGUGAUCUAAUAAACAUGACACCAAGAAUGGCGGUUGCUAUUUGAAAAUUUUACAUAAUGGGUCUUAUAUUACAGUGGCCUUUCAUUUAUCACUUCUGUCAAAUAUUUAUAAAAAUAAA
Messenger RNA from Bombus terrestris (buff-tailed bumblebee), 7691 nucleotides. RefSeq names its product mucin-5AC. Gene Ontology annotation, molecular function: chitin binding; chitinase activity. The transcript has 18 exons. Gene Ontology annotation, biological process: carbohydrate metabolic process; chitin catabolic process. Gene Ontology annotation, cellular component: extracellular region. NCBI's taxonomy places the organism in Eukaryota, Metazoa, Arthropoda, Insecta, Hymenoptera, Apidae. Bases 264 to 6206 code for a protein of 1980 amino acids. The record is from RefSeq and is a predicted model, not a curated record.